This is a messenger RNA of Tilletiaria anomala UBC 951, 1898 nucleotides long. RefSeq lists its product as uncharacterized. The transcript has 4 exons. NCBI's taxonomy places the organism in Eukaryota, Fungi, Basidiomycota, Exobasidiomycetes, Georgefischeriales, Tilletiariaceae. The record is from RefSeq and is a predicted model, not a curated record. Bases 235 to 1635 code for a protein of 466 amino acids.
CAUCACCAGAUGAAAUAUCUCCUGGAUCGCACGAUCGCUCCUCAGAGAGGGUCACCGUCCUGUAUUGGUGACAGCAUUAACGGGAGCUAGCCAUAAUACCGAUCACAUUGACGGGCGUGACAGUCCAUCACGGACCCUUGCUGGACGCUGAUCUCGCUCUCAAGGGCCUCGGUGGGUGCUUGGCCCACUCUUCCAUCCAUCUCUCCCACUCGCCCACAAUCAAGUGUGCCCGCGAUGGUCUUCUUCCUCUCCCUCCCCAUCUUGGUCCUCAAUUCGGCAGCGACGUUUGUCUACCCGCUGUAUGCCUCCUACAAGGCCAUCACCUCCACCACGCGCCCCGGCUCAACCGUAUCGGUGUAUUCGUGGGGAGCCCGGCAUGACACGAGUGUCGCUGCCGCCGGCGCGAAUGCAAGUAGUUCCGGUGGGGGCACAGAGUUGGCAGAGUUGGAGACCUGGUUGAUGUACUGGAGCGUCAUUGCCUGCAUUCAAACGGUCGAAGCCUUCUUGGAGUGGUCUUGGAGCUGGAUCCCAUUCUACUUCGAGCUCAAAUUGCUCUUUACACUGUGGCUCGUGCUGCCGCAGACAAAGGGAGCCACCUACCUUUACAUUCAUCACGUCGCCCCGUUUCUUGCCGCACAUGAGCAGGAUAUCGACGUAGCCCUUGGAGCAGCCAAAUCAAAGCUGAAAGCGUCCGCCAUUGCAUCGCUCGAGAAGGCUUGGAACUCGCUGCGCGAUGCAAUGCUCAAUCUUGCCCUGUCUCAACCGGCGGGAUCAGCAUCAGCACCAAUUGCAGGAAACGACGGCAGCGCAGCCGCGCCUCCCUCGGUACACAACCCCGCGCAAGGGCCCGCAGCACAGCUGAUGGAUCUCUUUCGCUCUUUGGCGCCCGCCGCAGCUUCGGGCGCGACAGCCAUCCUUGACCGCGCUACCGCCGGCGCCAAGGAGUCGAAGGCGCCCAUCGUCGCCAUGACCAAGCCUGGAAAAGGAGGCCGGCGGGCGGUUUCUGGAAGAGCAGGGGCAGCAUCAGCAUCAACAUCAACAUCAGCAUUAGCGGCAGCAGGGGGCACGAUGGACCGUGCGCAGGCCGCAAGGCGGCGAGCAGAGCUGGAGCACCAGCUGGCUGAGCUCUAUGCACAGGAUCAGCAGACUUCAGCAGCAGCAGCGUCUACCGGAGUCCGCGUACGGAGGGUGCCUGCCAGUCUGCAGCCAGGUGGAGGUGCCAGGCCGCGCGCGGCAAGUGCAGCGGCUCGUGCUUCCGACCCGGCUCACCAGCAGCAGAGGGCCAACCGGCUUGUCAGCCAGCCCAUUUGGAGCGGCGGCAACGCAGAGAACGACAAUGGCUCUGACGAUAUGUCGGACGAGCCAGCGUACGUCGUGGCGAGCAAGUCAGAGAAGUCAGCGCUGAGCGGCAGCUACGCAGUGCUCGAUAAGACCGAAGGUAGCAGCAAUGUCGUACGCACCGCGGGAGGCGCUGCGAGAGGUGCUGCGCUCAAGAAGCAGCAGCAACAACAACCGGGAAAUGGGGCGGGCGCGAGGGCAGCAGCUGGGUCCGGCGUCACCGCGGCGAAGGCUCGAGUUAGCGAACAAGCCGCAGAGGACAGUGGCUGGGGUGCAUGGCUACGCGGCUCCAACUGAGUAUCGCGUUUCGCUACGCCUGUCUUCACUCCCUCGCACGCACUCUCGCUUGCGCCACAGGUUCGUUCCCUGCAUGGACAUAUCCUUGAUAGUCAGCCCGUUCGUUUUCCCCAUCACACAUUUGAUUGUCCCUUUUGCAGCCUAGCAUACGCAUCGCGCCUCUUCCGACCAUCUCCGUACAUCUGUGUAUCGUCUCAGGGCCCAGCAUUUUCAAUCUGUAGUUGUAUCUGUAGUUGUAAAUGUACAACCAUCAUUGUUUUCUC